AUGAUGAUGAUGAUGAUGAAGACUAACAAAAAUUUUGAUAAUUUCCAGGGUGCCUUAGGCAAGAAUAUAUUUAGUAAUCCUAGAACAUCAGUAGAUGAUGAUGACAUUCGAGUGGCGAAUGACAGAAAUGAACAACAUAAGCUAGCAGAUGAUAACAGGUCUGAGCGGUUGGGGCUUUUAAUUUUGGAUUACAACGAUAACGUACAAACUAGAAGAAGGAUGAAUGAUAACAACAGCAGAAGACGCGCUGGGAGGAAAAAGAAAAAAGGGCGUACUGAUAAGAAACAAGAGCAAGUUGAAAGUGUUGCAGAAGAGGAAGAAGAAGUAGUGAAAAAGAAAGUAAAGACACCUAGAGUUUCUGAUUCAGAGGAAAAAGAGGAAGAGGAAGUAGUUGAAAAGAAAGUUAAGCCACUAAGAGCUACUGAUUCAGAAGAAAGAGAGAAAGAUGAAGUAGUUGAAAAGAAAGUUAUGCCACUUACAGUUCCUGAUUCGGAGGAAAGAGAGGAAGAGGAAGAAGUUGAAAAUAAAGUUAAGCAACUUAAUUCGGAGGAAAGACAGAAUGAAGAAAUAGUCGAAAAGAAAGUUAAGCAACUUGAUUCGGAGGAAGGAAAAAAUGAAGAAAGAGUCGAAGAGAAAGUUAAGCCACUUAAUACGGAGGAAAGAAAGAAUGAAGAAGUAGUCGAAAAUCAAGUUAAGCCACUUAAUUCGGAGGAAAGAGAAAAUGAAGAAAGAGUUCAAAAGAAAGUUAAACCACUUAAUUCGGAGGAAAGAGAGGAAGAAGAAGUAGUUGAAAAGAAAGUGAAGCCACUUAGAGUUCCUGAUUCGGAUGAAAGAGAUGAUGACGGUGAUAUGAAAAGUGUAGCUACACGAUGCAUAACGGAAAUGGAGAAGAAAAAAGUCGAAUGCACCAAGGCUUGCUUUUGGACGUAUGAGGAUCACUACCAUUUAACAAGACGAAGUUUUGACAUAGGUGGUAACUCAAAAAAAUCUCACCUUAAAGAUGAUGACGAUGAAAGAAAAGAAAAUGAAGAAGGUACUGAACCCCGAGCUCACGGCAAGAAGAACAAGAGAAAACACCACGACAAAAAGAGAAUUGAUGAUAAAAGAAAUAAUUUACGGAUGCGAGAAGAGGAAACCGUUCAAAACACUCUGGUACCUAAUGCCGAGUGUUUGUUAGAAACUCAACAGGACGUCGAAAAAUGCAUAAUAUCCUGCAGAAGAGUUCAAGAAGAUGUUUGUGGUCAACUCAACUGUUCUGCCAGAUCUCAAAAGGCACUCCAUAAAGAAUGUAGCUAUAAUUGUAGAAAAAUCUUCGACGUUAAUAUUUGUUACUGA
Messenger RNA from Helicoverpa armigera (cotton bollworm), 1335 nucleotides. RefSeq names its product glutamic acid-rich protein-like. The transcript is spliced from 3 exons. Bases 1 to 1335 code for a protein of 444 amino acids. The record is from RefSeq and is a predicted model, not a curated record. NCBI's taxonomy places the organism in Eukaryota, Metazoa, Arthropoda, Insecta, Lepidoptera, Noctuidae.